Molecule: messenger RNA, 2139 nt
Organism: Eutrema salsugineum
Lineage: Eukaryota; Viridiplantae; Streptophyta; Magnoliopsida; Brassicales; Brassicaceae
Exons: 5
Coding region: 1-2139 (712 amino acids)
Source: RefSeq, a predicted model, not a curated record
AUGUCGAGCCGCUCCGACGAUUUGCUGGAUUCACUCUUUCACUACGAGCCGAGCCGUGUAGAUGCCGAGGCGAGAGGUACAACAGAAUCCUCUGAGGCGUCUGUUUCACCGAGCCCUUCCAAUCGUUCAUCUGACGAGGCAUCAAAUCAUGCAAAUCCAUCAGAUGUCGGCUCUACAGAUGACGAGCCGUCGGUUUCAACGACCCAUCCCCAGGAUCCCGUUCCUGAUGAAGAUAUUAAUCGCGCCGCAGUCAAAGCCGAGGAGGAGGCAUUUCCCUUUGACCUAUUCGAGGCGAAGCGUGAAUUGGAAGGUCUCAUGGCGUCCCGAGGCGCUUCCACAUCUAGGCGAGGGCCACGAGUUAAGAGACAAAAGCCUGACCCGCCUGGCUCUAUGCUUUGCUCCCUUGAGUCGAUCGAGGCGUUGAGGCAUCGCUUCGGGAUAUCCGAGGCAGUGGAGUUUGUCGUUCCAGAGAAGAGCGACCCAGCCGACAAGCCUCCAGAGAAUCACUUCACUCUGUACGAGGCGUUCUUCGAGCUUUGCUUUCUCUGGUUCCCGAUCGCCGGAGUGAUCCUCGAAUAUCUCUGGAAACACGGGAUCUCGAUUGGGCAAAUCAUGCCGAGGGGAUUACGGAAAGCUCCGAAAGGAAAUAGAUUCUAUAUUUCCAACAAGGCGAAGCGACGGAUCAUAGGCGGUUUUCCCAGCAAGGAUCAGUUUUGGACUGAACGCUUCUUCUACGUCUUGGUGAACGAGGCGUCGGUCGGCGAGGAUUACGUUCAAAGAACCAAGACCGCUUGGGGACCACUUGUUCGGAACAUUCUUCCCCCGAUUCCCGACGACCUCUUUGUUGUUCGAGAUUCUCUUUCGGCUCGGAAGGUCAAUUGGAGGAAGAAUUUCACCCUCGAGAGAGUAGAGAAAGUCCGAGCUAUCCUUGCCGGAGUCCCUGUCAGCUCUUCAUCUUCCAGCUCCUCAAGAGAUACACGAGAAAAAAUGGUGAUAAUCACUCUGAGAGAUAGGAAGAGGCGUGAAGAAGAAGAGGCCGCGAGACGAGCUGCCGAGGCGGCUCAAGCGCAGACCGAGGCGGCGUCCGGGGAUGAUUCGGCGGUGCGGAGCAAAACCCCUUCGAACUCUGCCAUUUUGGCCCUCCCGAAGUCGACGAGGCCCCCGACUUCAGUUGUUCAGAAACAUGACCCCAGCCGAAAACGUUCGGCCGCUGACAAGGUGAAGGGCGUUGCUGUUCAGAAGGACGAGCCGUCCAAGAAGAGGCGGAAGCCGACGCCCAGAGACUCCGCUGCACGCAAGUUGGUCGUCGACGACCCCGACGCCUCUGCCGUUAUGUUCUCGCGUGUAAAUAACGCGAACACGCGUCUUCCUCCUCCGGAGAAGCUGAGGAGACCGAGGUCGUACGACGCGAUGGCACAGCGCGGUACCAAGUUUGUAGUGGCCAUUAACGACCUGAUGGUCGAGUACGAGGCGGACCUGUCUAAGGUCGAACGUCACUUGGACGAGGCCCGAAAUGAGACCGCGGCGUCAAAGGUGAAGCUGGAAGAGGCUCAGAACGAAGCCGCGGCAGCAAAUGGGAAACUGGACGAGGCGAUGGCCAGGGCGUCCAGGCUGGAAGAGGAGAAGAUUGUUUUGCGCGCCAAUGUUGACAAGGUCUCCGCCUCAGUCAUUCGCCUCGAGGAGGCGAGGAGAGCUAAAAGCGCCGAGGUGGAGAUGCUUAAGAGGCGUAUUGAAGCCAAGGACGCCUUGUUCGAUGCCAAGGUCAAGCGGGCGAAAAAGGAGGCGAGGCGAGAGCUUACGACUAAGUUUCAGGAACGCCUCGCCAAGGUGGAGGAGGGUUUGGCCAAGCUCGAGAAGGCCAAAAAUGACGAGAACGAUCUGGGGCAGAUCAAAGGCAAUCUUGCGAUGAUUGCCGACCUGAAGAAGCCGGACGCCCCAACGCUUGAUGACGAGGACGCGAAGCUGAAAAGCUGGGAGAGUGAAUAUACCGACGACGAGGUGUACGAGCGUAUUGCUUCCGAGAUCCGAGGCGAACUGGUUUUCUCUCCCGUAUCGCCGGACUCGGUAGACACCAGCAUUGGCAACGAGCCGCUUGAAGAGACAGCGGCCAACCUGGGUGUCGUUGAUCCGACCGGAUGA